CAGCAGGAUGGCGAUGAAACGGGGUAUUUGGCGACCAAAGAACGGAGGUUGGGAGGCCGGGUCAACUUGCCCAAAGUGCCUCACUCACCAGGACGAGAUUCCAGCGCUAGUUGUGCCACAGACGCACUGUGGAUGGCCAGAGUGAGGUUGACUGCUCCACCUGACACCCUGCCUGUGCUGGUUGUGCAAAAGCCAGUGUUGGAUGCUGCGUCGUUUUUUCUCGGUACCGUCGGCCGCAGAUAUCGGUGUUGGUUGUGACAGCGCUGAAUGAGGCGACGGAAUGACGGCGAGAAUGUGGCGUGCGAGAUAAAAAGACAGAAUGGGAAAUCGGCGGACGAACUGUCAUGUUCCUGCCAUACAGAUAAGAGGCCGAUAGACGAUGACGUAGAAGAGGAGGCAACGUUCGUCGAGAAAUUUGCUUUUGCUCUUCUGCACUUCUCCGCGGGGGUCUCGGCCAGCGCGCUGCCCACUGAUUUGCACCUACCACCAUUAGAACCAACACCUUUCCUUCGGAGGAAGCGGGGGUUACACAGUUCGCCAAUACUACAGACGGUCAGCCAACAACCUAACUUGAGCUCGCCGCUGGAGCCAGAGCCGAGGUCGCCCACGAGUCCUAGACCAAUUCCCUGGCAGAGGAGGAGGCGCUUCUAUUCCCCUCCACCAGGCAAGGCAGCAUCGUGUCUCAUGUCGCAUCGCUUUGAUAUUGCCAUCACGCAGCUCCCAUUGCAUCAGGCAAGGCAACCCGGCUGGACAACCAGUCUCUGCCCGCUGUACUGGAGGUGCGCCGUGUGCUUCUGGGUGGCCAGUGGAUUCCUGGCGCAGCUAACGCGAACGGUCAGGGCGAGUGGGCUGUCCUUUGGAGGAAUAGUCGUGAAGGAUUUUGGUGAGCGAGUUUGCUUGGCGAGUUGCGUCGAGUCCAGGUGGCCUGUGCUUUUUUUUUUCCUUGCACCAGGUGGUGAGUGGUGAGAUUUUUCGAGUGGGGUUCACUUCCAUCCCAUCCAAU
Ilyonectria robusta is the source of this 1003-nucleotide messenger RNA. RefSeq lists its product as uncharacterized. The record is from RefSeq and is a predicted model, not a curated record. The transcript has a single exon. Bases 268 to 966 code for a protein of 232 amino acids. NCBI's taxonomy places the organism in Eukaryota, Fungi, Ascomycota, Sordariomycetes, Hypocreales, Nectriaceae.